AUGAGUUGUAUUUCUGUUAAGAAGCAUGUUAAUUAUGGUGAAGUGAUUCUAAUAGUUGGAGAUUGUCAUAAAAUAUAAUGGAAUGUAUAGAAUGGAAUUUAAAUGUAAUGGAAUUAAGAUGAUAUCUGGAGUGUAACACUGGACUCCUGUUGUUUACCUAUGAAUUAUCGUUAUGUAGUUGUUAAGUAAGACAACAGAUAGAUUGUAGAAUGGGAAGAUGGAAUAAAUAGAGUGUUUAAUUUUCAUCAAGAUGUUUAAGAUAUAUGGGGUCAUCUUAGAAUUACUAUAAAAUUCAUGAAUUAUCUACAUUCUAACAUAAAAUUCAAUCUAUAUACAUAAACUGGAAGACAUAAGAUUCCACUAAAUAGAAUUGAGAGAGAAUAUACAUCUACAUUUCAGAUCCCGAAUAAAUCUAUUCAUUAAUUGGCCUACAAAUACUAAUCUAAUGAAAAGUGGGAAAGAGGUGGUGUACGAAUGAUCCAUUCUCAUUCAAUAAUUAAUAAUGUAAUUCAUGUGAUUGACUCUGAUGUUGAUUUCAAUCUUAAUUAUAAUCGUAUUUUUGAAAACCUAUACGUUGGUUCAUUUAUUUAUAUAGAGUAAUUAUAAUUAUUAAUAUAAUAGUGAAAUCCGCAUUCUAUAAGAUUUGGGUGUAAAUGCUAUACUAAAUUUGUAAACUGUUGAAGAUUUAAUAAACAAGGAUUUAUCUGAAGAUUAUUUUGAUCAACUUAAAUCUUAAAGUCAAUCAUUUGGUAUUAUCUAUUAACAUUGUCCAAUAAAAGAUUGUAAUAAGAGAUCAUAUCUAUAAAAUGGAAUUAAUGCUUAUUAAAUUCUCAAAAAUUUAUUGGAUGAAGGUAAAUGCGUAUAUGUACAUUGUACAGAUGGAAUUUAAAGGAGUGUUUAAACUAUUAUAUUAUAUAUGGUUUAGGAUUUAAAUUACUCUCUCGAAUAGGCCAUUGAAUUAGUUUAAGUCAUUAGACCAAGAUCAAAACCUAUUCUUGAAGUACUUUAAAAACUCUUAAAUCUUUGA
This is a messenger RNA of Paramecium primaurelia, 1027 nucleotides long. The record is from the annotation of a GenBank genome assembly. NCBI's taxonomy places the organism in Eukaryota, Ciliophora, Oligohymenophorea, Peniculida, Parameciidae.